AUGGCCGCGGCAGGUGCAGGCGUCCAGAGCGCCUGCCACUGUUCUCCGUCCAAGGUGCCAGUUGUGCAUUUCGUAGGGCUAGACCCCGGAAUUGCCGCACAGCUCAUAGAUCCUGAGGAUGCCACACCUUCUUUUGAAGAUUUAGUGGCAAAAUACCUCGAAAGCGCCAUAUCUGUCACCGUGAGCAGCACGUACGGGAAUUCCUCAAGAAAUGUGGUGUGUGCAUCUGGGAUGGGAGCGGCUGCAGGGAACAAAGGACCAGCUGCAGAGGACGUUGCACCCGGGCUGGAGCGGCUACCCAGGGGGCUGUGGGCUCAGCCAGGCCGGGCUGUGUCCCGCAUGGCUGGGUGUGGUUGUUCUGAGGAGCUGAGUGGUGUCCUUGUGGCUGCCCUGCCAGACCUGCUGAGUCCCAGGGACCCUCUUCCCAGAACAGGGCCGCGGGGGCUCCCGUCCACCUCAGAGGCCUUAAAUGCCCUGCAAGAUCUUCAUCCGUUACCCAAGAUAAUUUUGGAAUAUAGGCGGGUUCACAAGACCAAGUCAGCCUUCGUGGAUGGAUUACCAGCUCGCAUGAAAAAGGGCUCCAUUUCCUGUACGUGGAAUCAGACAGGAACUGUGACUGGAAGACUUUCAGCGAGGCGCUCGAAUGUUCAAGGUAUCUCCAAGCACCCAAUUCGGAUUACUAAACCGCAGCUCACCGUCUCCCCAAGGAGCACGUUGGUCUCACCCGAGGGCCACACCUUCCUGGCGGCAGACUUUUCACAGAUUGAAUUGCACAUUCUUGCACACUUAUCUGGGGAUCCGGAACUUUGGAAGCUAUUCCGGGAAUCUGAAAAAGAUGAUGUAUCUUCUACCCUGACUUCACUGUGGUAAGAUAUAUGAGCUCACAAUAUGCUACACGCUGACAGAAAGAAAAAAAAGAAAAUCACUGGGGCCGUUUCUGUCCGUGCAGGGAAGGAGCGGCUUGCUGCUUGCCUUGGAAUUGCUGUGCCGGAAGCCGCCCAGUUUUUGGAGAGUUUUUUGCAGAAGUACAAGAAAAUCAAGGACUUUGCCCAAACAACUGUUGCCCAGGGUCACCGGACAGGCGACGUGGCAUCCAUCGUGGGCCGAAGGAGACCGCUGCCGAGGGUCCACACACAAGACCAGCGGCUCCGGGCACGAGCAGAGAGACAGGCGGUCAACUUCGUGGCACCAGGCUCGGCCGCAGACCUCCGUAAGAUAGCCGUGACCCACAGUACUGCAGUGGCCACUUCCCCUACUCGGGCGGCCAGGUUGGUCGCCCAGAUCCAUGACGAGCUGUUAUUUGAGGUGGAAGAUCCACAGGUCCCAGCGUGUGCGGCUCUUGCCAGGGGCACCGGGGAGUCCCUGCAGCACAUGCAGGCCUCGGAGCUGCACCUGCAGAUGCCCCCUAAGGUGAGCCUGAGCGCCGGCCACUCGUGGGGACACCUGGCGCCACUGCGGGAGGCCCCGGGCCCUCGGCCCAGCCCACGUCCCGCGGAGUCUCCAAGCAACCACCCAGCCACCGCCACCCCCUGUGCCAGCACCUUCCCCCGGUGUGUGCAUUUUUCCCCUUCAUUUUGUCUGUGGCCCCAGGCAACAGUGGGAGGAGAGAACUGGUUUCCACCAGCCCGUCGUGUGGCCGUCCCCAAGGUCAGCACGGGGCACUUUGUACUGGCGUCACGGCCAGAGCAGGCUGUGGGGGGGGGGGGCACGCUCACCCCCCGGGUUGUCCCCUGGAGUAAAGGUCUUUUCAAAGCCGGCCAAAUUCCUCCCAGGGAUGGAAAUGCCUGUCCGCAGCCCUCAGCCAGACCCAGGGCGAAGCGCCCGACACGUGGCCCUGCCUGGCUCACCGCAGGCCCUCCCAGCCCUGCUCCCCUGGAGCCUGGGGGUGGGCUCCUCCGGGGCCACAGCUGCGCCCCACCCAGUGGGUGCCCUCCCUGCCGGCUCUCUGAGCCUCCCGGGGCCGCCAAGAUGGCAGCUGCACCGCACAGAGAACACAGCACCACGGGCACUGGGCUGGUGUUCAUGACAGGCUCCUCUGGAGGCCAGAGGGGCCUGUGUGCAGGCUCCGGUGUCUCCAAGAGCCCAGCCGGGCCGGCAGGGCCUCUGGAGUCACGCUCCCGGGCCCCGCUGCCUCCCCACAGGCCACCUGCCGGCCAGCUCCCCUGA
Herpailurus yagouaroundi (jaguarundi) is the source of this 2166-nucleotide messenger RNA. It is a transcript of the gene POLN, whose product is annotated as DNA polymerase nu. Lineage: Eukaryota; Metazoa; Chordata; Mammalia; Carnivora; Felidae. Gene Ontology annotation, biological process: double-strand break repair; DNA-templated DNA replication. The record is from RefSeq and is a predicted model, not a curated record. Gene Ontology annotation, molecular function: DNA-directed DNA polymerase activity; DNA binding.